UGUUUAUGUUGUAAAUAUAUUUGCAUAUGUUGUAUAUGGAAAACUGCAUAGGAUGGAGUCAACCUAGACUGAGAUGUAGAUAGCGUUCACAGCAGCAAUUCUGACAGAUUUAGCAGCACUGUCCGACUUCAUUAUCAAAGAUUACAUACAGGAAAUGGCCCCCCACAACACACGGAGAGGUAAAACUACCAGAAACUAGAUUACAAGGUAUCUGUGUACUCUCUAAAAUACAAAUACAGAAAAAGAUGGGAGGCUUUGGAGGAAGAUCGAGUUUUCUACAUUUAAAUGCAUCUCUCCAAUUUCUGUCUCAUAUAUUAUUCCAAUGAAGUGUAAUGCAUACAAUGAACUCUCACAAUAAACCAAAAUUAUUCAGGAGCAUUUUUUUUAAAUAAUAAAGUUGCAGAGAAAGGAUAUCAUUGCAAAAGUAUAGCUAUCACAUAGCAUGUAGUUAGCUAUUAAAGCAAGCAUUUUAUUUCUGUAGAUAUUCCCCAUGGGAAACAUUCAGACUAAGGUAUCUGACUUUGAUUGUUAGCUAUCAGCAGACUGACUUAAUGAAUAAACAUUAUUAGAAGGCUGUUCAUACUUUAGAUUGCUUUUUCCAUCACAGGACUGAAUUGCCUGAACUGUACAUAUCAUAAAUUGAUAAAAGCAGCCUCGGUUUUCAUGGAUACUUUUGUUGAACUGCUUUUGGCUCUGGUCAGGAAAAGUUUUAACUUCCUUGUACAGAAGGAAGGUAGAGUUCAAGUAUGAUUUUUCAGCCUUAAUAAAUAUUUUACGGUUCUUUUUCAGUCUUUUCUUCAUUUUGAUUAAUUCCACCAAUACUGCAGAAACCUGUACUGAUAGCACAGCUGUUUUGGAAUCAGUUCUUUUUAAAAGAUAAAUGCAUAUAUGCAAGCAAACACAGAUAUUUAUAAAGUGCCCAAUUGGACCACAGCAAGAUAUAACGAUAUCUUGAGGUCAAAAAGAUUAAAAUCCUUGAAGUUAAAACCAUAGAAUCACCUCUGGAGAUUUUUUUGCCUUACUAUUAUGUGCUUGGAUGCUUUCUGGGAAAUAAAUAAAAAAAAGAUAUUGUUGAUUUUCUUCCUUCUGGGUAAUAGAUAUGCUUUCCAUUAGGAUACUGCAGAAGAAAGACAGCAUGAAAACCACUUCUCCGCAGCAUCUGGACCAAAGUAAAAUACGAAAUGGCCAGAUUGCUUUUAGGAAUUAACCAGAACUCUGCUCAGCUUCCCCCUGGAAGCAUUUUCUUUCUGAUGACAAGCCAUGGCACGCUGAACACCAUGUUUGCAAAGACUGGUUCUGAAAAUGGUGCUCAUGUAACAUGGGACAUUAAAACUCAGAUAUCAAAAUUAAACUAGUAUUUUAAAUUGUAGAGUUUUUCACAUUAUUUCAGUGGACAGUACUAGAUUUUUUCCCUCUGGUCUCUUCUGAAAAUUUGGCUAUAUACCUUACAACUAUCCAUUCACAUGGCCUUACCAGUAACUUCAAACUUGUUAGUGAAUUUCUAUAAAAUUUGGCAGUUGAAUGACAACUCUUUCUGAAGAUUUGUGAGAACAGUGCUCAGUGGAAGCCAGAAUCAAUUUAUUCUUCUAUUUAAAAAGAUACGGCAGGUAAAACUCAAAUGCCAUUUAUGUCAUUGGCUUAACAUUAGUCAAAUAGUAUGUACAUAGUUAGGACAUAGUUAGGACCAGAACAAAACAUCUCCUACUUAGUGAGUGAUUGACUCAGAAAGGACCUCAGUAGACUGCAUCCUUGGCCUAGUACAAAGAAUGUUAAAUGAUCCAAAAAAUAUUCCAGCUCUUCUUAACCUAUAAAAACACUUCUGGUACUUCCGAAUUCACUGUUCUGCUUUACUUCUGUGGGAAGUCCAAGAACAUAAUAUUUGAAGAAAUUAAAUCCAGUUUCUCUUUCGACAUCAUUGAGAAAACCACAAAACCUCCGCUGCAGCUUUGACUUUGACAUGGAAUGCACUUUCUGCUCACUGUAAAUAGCAAAAUAAUACUCAUUUAAGUGUGAAAUUCAGGAUAGUUAGUAUGAGCAUGAAUCCUAGAUCUUUCAUUUUUGUCCCAUGUUUUGCCCUCUUCCAAUUUUAUCAAUUUUGCAUUUUAGCAUCUAUGUCAAUGAGUAAUGUUUUUACAUCUGUGAACUGCUGAAUCACUUUCAUUUGGCAGCCACAGGACAUACUCAGAUAUAUUAAGCCCAGGUUCAGAGAAAGCACUAAGGCCUGGUUUGCAGUGCGACGCACCUGAGUGACUGGAAAGGGUGGAGCCAGAAUCCACCCCUCCUCACCCUCAUUUAAGGGUUGGCAGCCAGGGAGCAGUAUCUGUCUGGAUAGACAUUGUACUUCUCUUGAGCUGUAACUUGCUGUUGGAAGGGGAGAGCAAAUUUUUCUUUCUUUAUUACCUCUUAUUGCUCCAUAGUGCCUGUAUCCCAUUCAAAGGCACUGUCAUCACCUUCUUUUGCUAUAUAGUAGGAAUACCUCAGCAGAGAAUAAUUCAAUAAUCUGUUGUGACCAUGUUAAGGUGAACAGAAGAAAAAUUAUGAGUUCACAUUGUUAAUUUUUCUCUGCUUUUCAGGUGUCAUGGGAAAGAAAAAAAUACAAUGUAUAAUGUUGUCAGAGUUCAAAGGUUUCCAACCAUGAUUUUUUCAGACACUCCACAUGUGGAGAACAUGUUUAACAUCAAAUUUACCUGUUCAAAGCAGAUACAAGGAACAAUUUUCCCAGCUCCAAAUUUUAACCCUAUUAUGGAUGCUCAGUUGCUAGGAGGAGCCCUACAGGGAAUUAGUUGUGAAAAAGACGUGUUGAUUGACAUCCUAACACAGCGUUGCAAUUCACAGCGGCUUAUGAUUGCUGAGGCAUACAGAGACAUGUAUGGCAGGGAUUUGAUGACAGACUUAAAAGAGAAUCUCUCUCAUCACUUCAAAGAAGUGAUGGUUGGCCUAAUGUAUCCACCCGCAUCCUAUGAUGCCCACGAGCUCUGGCAUGCACUGAAGGGAGUAAACACAGAAGAAAAAUGUCUAAUUGACAUAUUGGCCUCAAGAUCAAAUAUGGAGAUAUUCCAGAUGAAAGAAGCCUACUUAAUGCAAUACAACAAUGAUCUUCAACAAGAUAUCGAUUCUGAGACUUCAGGUCACUUCAGAGAUACUCUUAUGAACCUUGCUCAGGGAACAAGAAUGGAAGGAUAUGCAGAUCCUUCUUCAGCUGCUCAGGAUGCAAUGAUUCUAUGGGAAGCCUGUCAGCAGAAAACAGGCGAACACAAAAACAUGCUGCAAAUGAUACUGUGCAACAGGAGUUACCAGCAGUUGUGGAUGGUUUUCCAGGAGUUCCAAAAUAUCUCGGGGCAAGACCUAGUAGAUGCCAUUAACAACUGCUACGAUGGAUACUUCCAAGAAUUACUGGUUGCAAUAGUUCUCUGUGUCCGUGACAAGCCUUCCUACUUCGCUUAUAGGCUUUAUAAUGCGAUUCAUGUUCUUUUAUCUUUGCGUAUAAGUACUAACACACUAAAUCACAUGAAUGCCAAGAAGAAAUGUAGGUAAAUGAAGAGAAACAUCUACAAAUUAUUCCUACAAGAAGUCAGUGAAGACAUUUCCUUUUUUCUCAUUCAUUAAUGAAAAUAAGAUAUUGUUAUUUAAAAAAUAAAGUUCAAUCUCUUACGUAUAAUCUUGAAAGUAUAAUCUUUUACAUGUUGUCUAUAGAAGAUGGUCAUAAAAGUCAGCCAUGGGUAAAAUAUUAAGGAUCAUUUUAGAACAGGAAUGCAAAAGAUUAGAUUCAAGCCAAAACCAUAGAGCAAAACUAUUCAGCAACACUUAAGCAGAGCCCCAGUGUCUUCCUCCAGAUGCUGCUGCUACUACUGUCACCCGUUUUAAUCAAACCUGCAACAGGUGACAGCAAAGAAACAAGGAAAAUCCUGUGGGUAUUGGGAAGAGGUAUUAUUUCGAACGGCCAAAAGAGGAUUCUGGCACAUGAUGUGAAAAAGUGUUGCCAAAAGUACCAGCUAUCAGGAAAAGUGAUGUUUCUCAAAGGUCCUGUGGAGAUUGUUUACAGACAAUAUGUGAGUGAAGCAUUCAGGUAACUUGAAAAAGUUUUGAAGGAUUAAGAAUAAACAUCUAAAUCUUGUUUUAAUUAAUAUCUAUCUCUGUUUUCACAAACUGCUUCAAUGAACACAUGAUUCUUGGAAGAAAUGCAAGAUCUAAAUUUUGUCUACUCUUGCAGUCAAGCCAAGUCCAGACUACAACAAAAGCUUUUUACGUAUCCAUUGCAAUACAACAAAAUUCAUACUGGAUUCUCAUGUUUGAAAUCACAGUCCAUAAUGGUUUAUAGGAAAGAUUUCAAUCUAGACAUCAAAUGGUAAUCAAAUUCCGCAUCUGUAGCUUUAUUAUUAUCACUUACUAUUUGCCUUUUGGGUGAUGAGAUCUCAAUAUGAAGGGAUAGAUCAUAAAAUUACACAUUUGGCUUUACGCAACCUAUAUUGGUCACAAGGACCGCAAAGCUGUUUUGAUUACUUUUAUCGCCACUAGAUGUCUUCAUUCUCCACACAAUUACAAUAUGAAUAUUUGUUUAGAAACGGUUGAAAUAAAACAGCAGAAAACAAGUUAUGUAAAUUCCAAAUCAGUGAUUAAAGAUCUCACUGAAUUUACAGUGGGGAGCAGUUGUUGUGAAACAGAUUAUUGACUUCAGAACAGUUUGAAUGAACUCGGUAAUGAGUCACAACAGCUAAUUGUAAAACAGGUUAUCUAUGACUACUGGCAAAAGUUUGUAUAUUUUAUUUUUGAAAGCUUCAUUCCAUAGUUAAAACACUCUACAUAUGAGAAUCUCUCCUAUUCACUGAUAUGAAUUCUAUUUUUCAGACAUGUGAAAACCGUAGAAUAAAGCCUCUGAAUGCCUAGACAUUUAAAAUCUUGAGUAUCUUUACAGGCAGCCUAUUAUGAAGAAUUAAAAUAAUCAUAUACAGAUAGGCAAACAUAUAUUGCCCAAUUGCCAAGUUUCUUCACGUAUUCUUCUCUU
This is a messenger RNA of Numida meleagris (helmeted guineafowl), 5002 nucleotides long. RefSeq names its product annexin A10 (gene ANXA10). The record is from RefSeq and is a predicted model, not a curated record. NCBI's taxonomy places the organism in Eukaryota, Metazoa, Chordata, Aves, Galliformes, Numididae. The transcript is spliced from 11 exons. Bases 2599 to 3534 code for a protein of 311 amino acids. Gene Ontology annotation, molecular function: calcium ion binding; calcium-dependent phospholipid binding. Gene Ontology annotation, cellular component: cytoplasm.